This is a messenger RNA of Aspergillus saccharolyticus JOP 1030-1, 528 nucleotides long. RefSeq lists its product as uncharacterized. The record is from RefSeq and is a predicted model, not a curated record. Lineage: Eukaryota; Fungi; Ascomycota; Eurotiomycetes; Eurotiales; Aspergillaceae. The annotation marks the transcript as partial. The transcript is spliced from 3 exons.
CACAGUAUCUAUCCCGUACUGCUAGACUGUUUGUUGUCAUUAAUAAUAAAGGGGGUUAAUAACGUAAAGACAAGGAUUCUCUGCUCAACAACCUCGUAUAGAAACGUCGAUGGUGUUCUAGCGUCCUACCUUGACAGGCUCGAGAUGCAUGGAUGGGGCAUGCUUUUUUUUUGGGCCUUUCUGCUGGCUCUGGGGGCUGGUGCGUCGUCUUGUGGUGAAUCUUACUGGGCUACGGAUUCUCCCCUACGGUUUCAGAUUUCCUGGAAAAGUGCCCCCCUUUUCCCGGGGAGCGAUGGGUCCAUUCGCGAUCAAGCGGUGAGAAACAUGCUGGCUGCGCCUCAAGUUGGGAUCCCAGAGCCCGUCAUGCACGGGGAUCUUCCAAUGUUCGGUAUCAAUGGCACGAUCUUCACCGACCGUCCCUGCACUCUCGGAGGAGAGCGUCGGCAACACAUCCGCUCGGUUUGGGAUCACGAAUAUGAUAGUGACGAUGCUGGUGAUGAUCAGGUCCCAGGGCUAUGGUACCCCUAA